AUACUUUCAACUCAGCCCAUGAAAAACAAUGGAUUAUGUGUUUGUGAAUGUGUCAUGUGUGUGCUCUGGAGCCCUGCCCAGUCACCUGUAAGUCAAAUUGAGAGGGAGGGUGUUUUUUCUGACAUGGCUGAUAGAGAUCCAGUCAGUUUAGUAAACUCUUGGAGAUACUUGAUUAAAUGUAGUUGCACCCAUAUAAAGGAUGGCAUUCAAGGUCUCAGGACGUCUUUGUUUCUUGGUGAUUUCACUGACCAUUGUACUUGCAGUGCUAUCAUGGGAUUAUUGGCUGGAGAGCAUCAGCUCGAGUACUUUCUCAGGAAAUCCCACAGAAAAGGACGUGUUAAAAGGUUCCAUUUCACCGACAAAGGCCGCGACUCCUAUGCCGCUCCUCUCAAGAAGUUUCUUCAAAAGGCUUCCUCACUUUGAUUUCGAGGAGGUUUAUGACAUGGACGCUAAGAGCAAACAGACGACAUGUGCUCAGUCUCUGCGCAACUCUGAGGACCAGGACUUUAAGAAGGCUUUCCUUCCCAACAUAGGAUUGUUUCUGCACAAAGACAGUAUUAACAUGAGCAAGUGGAACCAACUCUCACAUUUUAACAGUCCAUUUGGUUUCAUGGAAUCUCACCACGAUGAUGUGAUGCCUGCAGUGAAGUUGAUCCCAAAGCCUAUAGAACCUCUUCUCUCCCCAAAGCCAGGCAGUGGUGGCUGUGUGCGCUGUGCAGUGGUGGGCGGUGCAGGGAUCCUCAAUGGCUCUAAAAUGGGGAAAGAGAUUGAUUCACACGAUUAUGUUUUUCGGAUGAACGGUGCAGUCAUCAAAGGGUAUGAAGAGGACGUAGGGAACAGAACGUCGGUGUACGUCCACACAGCUCACUCCAUCACUACGUCACUGUAUGUCUUCAAGCAGUACGGCUACACAUCGGUCCCUGCUGACGAGGAUAUAAAAUUUGUGCUGAUUCCUGAAGGAAUGAGGGAUUUCAUUUGGCUCGAGUCUCUUCUCAAAGGAGAAAAAAUUACAAAAAACUCUUAUAGAAAUGCAGUACCAAGGAAUUACUAUGCCGGGAGGUAUAAUGAGAGCCGCUUCUAUGUUCUGCACCAGGACUUUCUCAGAUAUGUGCGAAACAGGUUCUUACUGUCUGCUCAUUUGAACGACUCAUACUGGGCCAUUGUCAGGCCAACCAAUGGGGCGUUCACUCUCUUCCUGGCUCUGCACACCUGUGACACAGUCAGUGCAUAUGGAUUCAUGACCGAAAACUUCAAGAAAUACUCCAACUACUAUGUUCAAAGAAAUAUUAAAACCAGGGUUAUAUUCUAUGCCAACCACGACUAUUACCAGGAGUUGAGAAUGUGGAAAAAACUGCACCAGAGCAAAAUAUUAAAACUGUAUGAACGACUGGAAUCAGAGAGUGUGACUGAGAAGCCACACUGAUACCGUGACUCUGAUAGUUACAGGAGGCAUAUUUUCGAGGGCUGAGAUUGUGGUUGUGGUUAAAGGUUAGCGAUAAAUGUUUAAAUCAAUGGAGUGCAAUAUAAAUUAAGUUUUAUAAUUAGUAUUAUUAUUGUUGUUGUGGGACAGUUUACAGAUCAAGGCUAACUUAAAAACUAGAGUGGGCAACUUUUAGUUGAAAAUAAACAGCCAUUACAGUGAGUCUCUCAGAGACUCCAGCAAUAAAUUCAACUCAGGUAAAGUCCAGUCGCCGACUGAAGACGCCCACAGUGGACAAACUCGAUGUCGUCUUUUUAAGUUUCGAUGCUAACUGAAGGGUAUAUAGAUUCUCCAACAACUAGGGUGAAGUGAGGGGUUUUUAAGCCAGUGAUUAAACUUUUAUUGCUGUAUGUAUUAAUGGUUGGAUGUGAUGUUUUGUACGUUAAAGGGAUACUUGAAUUUCCCCAAGGAGAUGAAUAAAGUUAAUCUAAUCUAA
Solea solea (common sole) is the source of this 1916-nucleotide messenger RNA. Its product is annotated as alpha-N-acetylgalactosaminide alpha-2,6-sialyltransferase 1-like. Bases 200 to 1423 code for a protein of 407 amino acids. NCBI's taxonomy places the organism in Eukaryota, Metazoa, Chordata, Actinopteri, Pleuronectiformes, Soleidae. The record is from RefSeq and is a predicted model, not a curated record. The transcript is spliced from 9 exons. Gene Ontology annotation, molecular function: sialyltransferase activity.